AAAGAGCACAGCUUUGUUUAUGAGACGCAAGGGAGCUUCAGCUACUAGUAUUACUUAUUGCUUAUUCAUUCCUAAAAAGCUUUAAAAAUGGCUGCAAAUUACAACGAAAAGCUUCUUCUCAACUAUGUUCCCGUCUACGUUAUGCUUCCUUUGGGAGUGGUGAAUGUGGAAAACGUGUUCGCGGACCCCGAAACGGUUGAAACGCAACUCAAACGUCUCAAAGAAGAAGCUGGAAUCGACGGCGUUAUGGUCGAUGUUUGGUGGGGAAUCAUAGAGUCCAAAGGCCCUAAACAAUAUGACUGGACCGCUUACAAAACGCUGUUCCAGCUAAUCGCCCGUUUAGGACUCAAAAUCCAAGCAAUCAUGUCGUUUCACCAAUGCGGUGGAAACGUUGGCGACGUCGUCACGAUCCCCAUCCCGAAAUGGGUUCGUGAGGUUGGUGAGAGCGAUCCAGAUAUCUACUACACUAACCGUAGAGGAACAAGAGACAUCGAGUAUCUCUCACUCGGUGUCGACAAUCUUCCUCUCUUCGCUGGAAGAACCCCUGUUCAGAUGUAUAGUGACUACAUGAGUAGCUUCAAAGAAAAAAUGUUGGAGUUGAUAGAAGCUGGAGCCAUUGUGGACAUCGAGGUCGGACUUGGUCCUGCCGGUGAACUUCGUUACCCUGCUUACCCACAAAGCCAAGGAUGGGUGUUUCCAGGCAUUGGAGAAUUUCAGUGUUAUGACAAGUACUUGAAGAGCGAGUUCAAGGAAGCAGCGGCCAAAGCAGGUCAUCCGGAGUGGGAUCUACCGGACAACGCCGGAGAAUACAAUGACAAGGCGGAGGAAACUGGGUUUUUCAAGACUAAUGGAACCUAUGUCUCGGAGGAGGGGAAGUUUUUCUUGACAUGGUACUCGAACAAGCUUAUCUUUCAUGGAGAUCAGAUCAUAGGAGAAGCCAACAAGAUCUUCGCUGGACUUAAAGUUAACUUGGCUGCCAAGGUUUCUGGAAUUCACUGGUUGUACAACCACCACAGCCACGCGGCGGAGCUUACUGCGGGAUAUUAUAACCUUUACGAGAGAGAUGGUUAUCGCCCGAUCGCUCGGAUGCUCUCAAAACACUACGGCACUCUCAACUUCACUUGCCUUGAGAUGAAAGAUACCGACAAUAGUGCUGAAGCCCUAAGUGCUCCACAAGAACUUGUUCAAAUGGUAUUGAGCAAAGCAUGGAAAGAAGGCAUAGAAGUUGCUGGUGAGAAUGCAUUAGAGACCUAUGGAACCAAAGGUUACAAUCAGAUUCUACUUAAUGCGAGGCCUAACGGGGUUAACCAUAACGGUAAGCCGAAGCUGAGAAUGUACGGCUUUACUUACCUACGGUUGUCCGAUACUGUCUUUCAAGAAAACAACUUUGAACUGUUCAAGAAGUUUGUGAGGAAAAUGCACGCUGACCAAGAUUACUGUGGAGAUGCGGAGAAGUACGGGCAUGAGAUUGUACCGUUGAAGACACCUAACUCGCACCUGACGGUGGAGGAUAUCGCGGACGCGGCUCAGCCAAGUGGAGCAUUCAAGUGGGAUACUGAAACCGACAUGAAGGUUGAUGGUUGAUCAUCUUAUCGUCAAACAAAAUAAGAGAAGGAAGUGGUAAUAAAAGGUUUUUGCAACGUCUACUGCAAAAAUGAUGGUGGCUACAAACUUUUUAUAUUCGUCGUACGUUUCGGUUACGGGAAUAAAUAAACCGUUUUGGUUUGUAUUGUGUGGAGUGAAGAGUGCUUGAUCUGAUUGAAUAAAGUUUGUGUAGUUAUGCUUGAAUAAAGUUAUAUGUAAUCUUGUGUAAUUAUCGUUUGAUGAAGUAUUUAAUAAAUUAAAUUAAUAAGCAUUAUGCUGAAAAUCUCUUUACCUUGUAUUAAAUCUAUACUAUUAUUAUUUGAGAAGUAAAUUUGCUUACUUA
Messenger RNA from Brassica napus (rape), 1927 nucleotides. RefSeq names its product beta-amylase 5-like. Bases 88 to 1584 code for a protein of 498 amino acids. Gene Ontology annotation, biological process: polysaccharide catabolic process. The record is from RefSeq and is a predicted model, not a curated record. NCBI's taxonomy places the organism in Eukaryota, Viridiplantae, Streptophyta, Magnoliopsida, Brassicales, Brassicaceae. The transcript is spliced from 7 exons. Gene Ontology annotation, molecular function: beta-amylase activity.